Drosophila subpulchrella is the source of this 1087-nucleotide messenger RNA. It is a transcript of the gene strat, whose product is annotated as guanine nucleotide exchange factor MSS4 homolog. Gene Ontology annotation, molecular function: guanyl-nucleotide exchange factor activity; zinc ion binding. The record is from RefSeq and is a predicted model, not a curated record. Lineage: Eukaryota; Metazoa; Arthropoda; Insecta; Diptera; Drosophilidae. The coding region runs from base 43 to 411 and encodes 122 amino acids. Gene Ontology annotation, biological process: post-Golgi vesicle-mediated transport; small GTPase-mediated signal transduction. Gene Ontology annotation, cellular component: cytosol; membrane. The transcript has 2 exons.
AUUUCAUGCAGUUGGUACAAAGUUAAGAAUAAUCCAUUAAAAAUGACAGAAGAAGCUGAUUUUGCUGGGCAAAUUGUUGAUGGAAAGAACAAAACGAAUGUGCGCUGCCAGUUCUGCAAUAGUUUGAUGCUCAAGGCCCAGGAGGGCACCUUCAGCGAGGAGGAAGUGGAAGUGCCCCUGAUGAUGCAAAAGCAGGACAAGACGGCGGACAGUCUGAACACCGAGCCCUUGAAGGACUUCUGGCUGGUCAAGGACAUGAUGUCGUUCGAGAACAUAGGGUUCUCCAACACAGUGGACGGCAGGAAGUUCCUGGUUUGUGCGGAUUGCGAGCGAGGACCCGUGGGCUAUCAUGAUCUGAGUACCCGCCACUGCUACGUGGCCCUCAAGAGGGUGGUCCACAAGGACUCCUAGCUGCCCGAUCCUUAGACCGUUGUAAUCCCAUUGAUCUGUAGAACGAUUUACAUGUUCAUGACGUGGAACAUACGAUAUAGAUAUAAUCCGCUUAUCUGCAUUUGUGUUUUUUUUUACGGAGUGUUAUACGAAUUCUAAUGUAGUCAGCAAGUACUAUUCAUUAUUAUAUUAUAUUUUAUAAUAACAUUUUGUAAUUACCUCAAAUAUUAUUGAUUCUUGCUAAAAUUCUGUGAAAUUGAAAGCCAAAACAAAUGUUUAAGCCUAUAUUUUUACACAUUUUAUAUCUGGUCUGCUAGCUAUAUUAUAAUUUAUAAUGGCAUUUUGUAAUUACCUCAAUUAUCAUUGACUCUUGCUAAAAUUCUGUGAAAUUGAAAGCCAAAACAAAUGUUUAAGCCUAGAUUCUUAAACUUUUUAUAUCUGGUCUGCUAGCCGAAUAAUUUUUCGAUCCGUUUUAAAUUAAAAAUUAAUUUAAAGUAGCAAUUCUACAAAAUAUGAACAUUAAAUAUCAUAUUAACGUAAGAAAACCUUUUUAAUAUUGAUGAAGGUGGUCUAAGUAUGCGUCCUUUGAGACUAUUAUAUACAAUUCUGCCUACAAUUUCAGUUUUUAAUCUAAAAGCUGCUAUAAAUCUUUGCACAAUGAUCUCUGGGCAAUAAAAACAUUCGACGUUUGUAUUCA